Messenger RNA from Neoarius graeffei (lesser salmon catfish), 2553 nucleotides. RefSeq names its product extracellular calcium-sensing receptor-like. The record is from RefSeq and is a predicted model, not a curated record. NCBI's taxonomy places the organism in Eukaryota, Metazoa, Chordata, Actinopteri, Siluriformes, Ariidae. Bases 1 to 2553 code for a protein of 850 amino acids. Gene Ontology annotation, biological process: G protein-coupled receptor signaling pathway. Gene Ontology annotation, cellular component: membrane. Gene Ontology annotation, molecular function: G protein-coupled receptor activity. The transcript is spliced from 6 exons.
AUGGAGUCAGUUUUCACCCUUUUGCAUGUUGUAAUGACCAUUGUUAAUUUUUACAGAGCUAAUGGAACUGCUUGUACCAUAAGAACAACAUCUUCAAACCCACCACUUUGGAAAGAUGGUGAUAUCAUAAUUGGAGGGAUUUUCCCAUUACAUAGCAGCUGGGAGACAACAGAUUUAUCCUAUUUGGUCAUGCCACCACCAGUGAAGUGCAUGAGUCUUGAUAUUACAGCCUUGCAGUCUGCACAGUCCUUAAUCUUUGCAAUAGAUGAAAUCAACAACAAUAGAUCUUUACUGCCUGGAGUUUCAUUGGGCUACAAGAUCUAUGAUACAUGUAGUUCAGAAACAAUAGGCAUUAAAAUAGCUAUGGCACUUAUGAAUGGAAAUAUCACAGCCUCAGAUGAGCCCUGCACAAAGCCAGCCCAGGUGCAAGCCAUAAUAGGGGAAGCCUUUUCAUCUGUGUCUAUGGCUAUAGCCAAGAGUAUAGGACCUUUCAGCAUUCCCUUAAUCAGUCACUAUGCCACCUGUGAGUGUCUGAGUGACAAAAGGAAAUAUCCCUCCUUUAUGCGCACUAUUCCCAGUGAUUACUAUCAGAGCAGAGCACUUGCAGAGAUGGUAAAGCACUUUGGCUGGACCUGGGUGGGAGCAAUAAGAAGAGAUGAUGACUACGGUAACAAUGGGAUGGCUUCAUUUACUGAAUUUGCAGAACAGCUGGGUGUCUGCAUAGAAUAUUCUCUUCCAUUUUUUAGAACCUAUUCACAAGAAAAAGUAAUAAGAAUUGCUGAGCAAAUCAAAAGAUCCACAUCACGAGUGAUAGUGGGAUUCCUUGACACCUGGGAUCUGGAGAUUUUGCUGCAUAUAUUUUUUGAACACAACAUUACUGGAUACCAGUGGGUGGGAACAGAGGCCUGGAUCUCUGAUUCAGAACUUGUUGCAUUAGAUGAGUAUAACAUGCUGCAAGGAGCUAUCGGGCUAGCCAUUCCCAAAACAAGAGUAACAGGUCUAAAGGACUUCAUUCUAGAUAUAAAAUCACUGGAAUCUUCAGGUGACAUUUUUAUUCAGUUAUGGGAGACACUUUUUAAGUGUAAAUACACCACUCAUAAUGAAUCCGAUGAUGCACCAGUGUGCACAGGAGAAGAGAAAUUAUCUGAGGUGACGAACACUUUCACUGACAUGUCCCUGAUGCCGAUUUUCAACAAUGUCUAUAAAGGAGUUUAUGCGAUUGCCCAUACACUACACAACCUUCUUGGUUGCAAACAAAUUUGUCAUACAAAGAAGCAGCCUGAUCCUUUGACAUUUUUAGAACACCUCAAAAGGAUUCGAUUCAAUACGAAAGAUGGUGAAGAAGUUUAUUUUGAUGAAAAUGGUGACGUAAUUGCAAAAUAUGAGAUUAUAAACUGGCAAGCAAACAAAGAAUCCAAAAGUGAAUUAAUCACUGUUGGAUAUUAUGAUGCCACUUUCCCUGGUCAGGAUCGUCUAAUAAUAAACAUAGCCAAUAUUGUGUGGGCAAAUAAUGCCACAAAGGUGCCAGUAUCUGUGUGCAGUGAGAGCUGUCCUCCUGGAACAAGGAAGGCUGUACAGAAAGGAAAGCCCAUCUGCUGCUUUGAUUGCAUACAGUGUGCUGAAGGACAGAUCAGUAAUAUGACAGAUUCUAUUACAUGUAAACAGUGUUAUCAAGACUACUGGCCAAAUCUAUACAGGGACAAAUGUGUACAAAAGGAAAUUGAAUAUCUAUCGUAUGAAGAAACUAUGGGAAUUUUGCUAACAGCUGUUUCUAUUGCUGGUACAUUUAUAACAAUGGUAAUAACUAUAAUUUUCUUUAGAUAUAAAAAUACCCCAAUAGUCAAAGCCAACAACUCUGAACUGAGCUUUGUGCUGCUCUUCUCUCUGACACUGUGUUUCCUUUGUUCACUUACUUUUAUUGGUCAGCCCUCUGAGUGGUCCUGUAUGCUGCGCCACACAGCGUUUGGGAUCACCUUCGUCCUUGGCAUCUCCUGUGUUCUGGGGAAAACAAUAGUAGUGUUAAUUGCUUUCAGGGCUACACUUCCAGGGAGUAAUAUCAUGAAAUGGUUUGGACCUUCACAACAAAGACUCAGUGUUCUUUUCUUUACUGUCAUACAAGUCCUUAUUUGUGUGCUUUGGUUAACAAUAUCCCCUCCUUUCCCAUUCAAAAAUCUGAAGCUUUAUAAGGAAAAAGUAAUUCUAGAAUGCCAUUUGGGCUCAGCCAUAGGUUUCUGGGCUGUGCUGGGUUAUAUUGGAAUUUUAGCAUUUUUAUGUUUUGUAUUGGCAUUUCUGGCUCGGAAGUUGCCUGACAAAUUUAAUGAAGCCAAAUUCAUCACAUUUAGCAUGCUCAUAUUUUGUGCAGUGUGGAUCACUUUUAUUCCAGCUUAUGUCAGCUCUCCUGGAAAGUUCACUGUAGCCGUUGAGAUAUUUGCAAUUUUAGCAUCAAGCUUUUCUUUGCUAUCUUGUAUCUUUUUCCCUAAGUGUUACAUAAUUAUACUGAAGCCAGAGAGGAACACAAAAAAGCAAAUUAUGAUAAAAGUCCCAGGUAAGUGA